Sinocyclocheilus grahami is the source of this 1239-nucleotide messenger RNA. Its product is annotated as laminin subunit alpha-2-like. Gene Ontology annotation, biological process: axon guidance; animal organ morphogenesis; tissue development. Gene Ontology annotation, cellular component: basement membrane. Bases 1 to 1239 code for a protein of 412 amino acids. Gene Ontology annotation, molecular function: extracellular matrix structural constituent. Lineage: Eukaryota; Metazoa; Chordata; Actinopteri; Cypriniformes; Cyprinidae. The record is from RefSeq and is a predicted model, not a curated record. The transcript is spliced from 8 exons.
AUGUCAACGGCUGAGGACAGGCUUUGGUGUCUGCGGCAGGGUGGUCGGGAUUUGGAGAGGUAUUUGGAGGAGUUUCUAGAGCUCUCUCACCAGAUAAGGCUGAAGUUCGCCCAGGCCAUGAAGUGGGCCAUCUACCUAAAACCCGAACAGGGGAGAGAGCGCCGUGUAGGCAAGGGCUCAAGGAGACCACUACUUAAAGAUCCCACAAGGGGGAGCAGUCUCCAAGCUGGAACACAGCUAUCCUCAGACAGCAGAUUCCAAACAAGGCUUCAGCACUUACCUGAGACAGUCUUCCAGAUCGCUUAUGUGAUCCUGAAAGCUGCAAACUCCCCUCGGCCCGGAAACUGGAUUCUAGAGCGUUCUCUGGACGGUGAAACAUUCAUGCCGUGGCAGUAUUACGCGAUUACAGCCACAGAGUGCAUCACACGCUUCAACGUCGUUCCCAGAACAGGCCCGCCGUCCUACAUGCAUGACGAGGAAGUCAUCUGUACUUCCUUCUACUCUAAAAUCCAUCCUCUGGAGAACGGAGAGAUUCACACCUCACUAAUAAACGGCCGUCCCAGUGCGGAUGAUCCAUCGCCCAUGUUACUCAACUUCACCUCGGCACGCUAUAUCCGCCUGCGGUUCCAGAGGAUCCGCACCCUAAAUGCUGACCUCAUGACCCUCGCCCUCAAUGACCCCCAAGACAUCGACCCCAUUGUCACCAGACGGUAUUACUACUCCAUUAAGGAUAUAUCAGUUGGAGGCAUGUGCAUCUGUUACGGUCACGCCAAGGCCUGCCCAUUCAACCCAUACAACAAGAAAUUCAGCUGUGAGUGUGAACACAACACUUGUGGCGAGAGCUGUGACCGCUGUUGCCCUGGUUACAACCAGAAACCCUGGAUGGCGGGAACCUUCCUCACACGCCACGUCUGUGAAAAGUGUAACUGUCACGGCAAAUCAGAGGAAUGCUAUUACAACCAGACUGUGGCCGAUGCUAAGCUGAGUUUAAAUAUUCAUGGUGAAUAUGUGGGGGGCGGAGUCUGCCUUAGUUGCUCUGAAAACACAGGAGGAAUUAACUGUCAAUCAUGUGUAGACGGCUACUACAGACCAACUGAGGCGCGUCCAGAUGAACACUGGCCCUGCAGACCCUGCUCAUGUGACCUGAGAGGUUCACUGCACUCUGCAUGUGUUCCAGAUGAGAGUCAGGCCACCGCAGGUACAACACAACACCACACAAGAUCUGGCAGUAACCCUUAG